Molecule: messenger RNA, 3012 nt
Organism: Mercurialis annua (annual mercury)
Lineage: Eukaryota; Viridiplantae; Streptophyta; Magnoliopsida; Malpighiales; Euphorbiaceae
Exons: 10
Coding region: 1-3012 (1003 amino acids)
Source: RefSeq, a predicted model, not a curated record
AUGAUAGUGUUAAGCUGGAAUGUUCAAGGUUUGGGUCCACCUCGAACAAUCCAAAACCUAAGAGACUAUGUGAAGAAGAUCAGACCCAGUCUCGUUUUCUUAAUGGAAACGAGAAUGGGUAAAAGUAAAGUAGAAAAGAUUGUAUCUAUGAAGAUGAAAUUGGUAAGAAAGUCAGGUUUACAGGGUUCUAUGUGGACCCAAUUAAAGCUCAUAAGAUUCAUUCUUAGACCCUUUUGGAGAGGCUUAGUAGUACAGAUGACAAGGUGUUUACUUGGUGGGGGUAAGAGGGGGAAUGGUAUUGUGAAGGAGCGUCUAGAUAGGUUCACUAUCAACCUAAGUCUUCAAAGGUUGUUUCCUGAUUAUGGGGUUCGUACUCUAGACCAUUGGGGUUCGGACCAUAGACCCAUAGUUUUCUGGAGCAAAAAAGAAGAAGAGAAGAAUGGUAUUAGCAGUAGAAGAGGAAAGUAUAAAAGAUUUAUUUUUGAAGAUGUGUGGACGUUGAAAGAGGGGUUUGAAGAGGAAGUGGAAUCUGCGUGGAAUGAGUCCAUGAUGGUAACGAGAGCCGCAGAGCUCCCCAUUAAGCUGAGUAAGUGUGUAGGGGCUUUUAAUAGGUGGGGUAAACUGUCAAUGGGAAAGCUCAGGAAGCAAAUUGAUAAGCUGAAGGAAGAGAUGUACAAAAUCCUUAACUCAACUGACUCCAAUAUAUCAGUUGAAAAGGUAAGAGAAAUUGAGGGGAAGAUGGAUGAGCUUCAAUUACAGGAAGAAGUGGCUUGGAAACAAAGAUCCAGAAGUGACUGGCUUGCUUUUGGUGAUAAAAACACCAGGUUUUUUCAUCUUAAAGACUCUAAACGAAGGGCCAAGAACAGCAUAAAAGCCAAGGAGGAAAUAUCUGAAGUCCUAGAACAUGUGAAAUAUGGUAUUAAUGAUGACAUGAAUAAUUUGCUUUCAAGCAGGUUCAAAGCAAAGGAGGUUGUCACGGUGCUAAAGGAUAUGCCAUCAACAAAAGCUCCGGAAAAAGAUGGCUUUCGAGCCUUAUUUUUCCAGAAGUAUUGGAGAAUUGUUGGAAAGGAAGUCACUGAGGAUGGUGGUGAUGUGAAUUGUAUAAAUGAAACAAUGCUUGCUCUUAUUCCCAAAGUCACUAUUGCUGAUUCUAUUACUAAGUUUAGACCUAUUAGCCUAUACAAUGCGAUAUAUAAAUUAGUGUCUAAAGCAUUAGCUAAUAGAUUCAGGAUUGUGUUGGGGGAGGUAAUAGAUCAUGCUCAGAGCGCUUUUGUGCCAGGGAGACAGAUUAUUGAUAAUGCGUUGCUAGGAAAGAUUGUUGCUCAAAAGGGUUUGAGGCAAGGGGAUCCCCUAUCCCCUAACCUUUUCUUAAUCUGUGCUCAAGGCUUGUCAAAUCUUAUUAAUGCUGCGGUUGAGAAGAAGUUAAUCCAUGGUUUAAAUUUUGGAGAUAGAUGCCAGGGAACUGAUCAACAAGUUAAGGAGGAAAUCCUAGAGAUUCUGAAUGUUCAGGUUGUGCAGUGUCAUGAAAAGUAUUUGGGUUUACCUUCAACUUUGGGAAGGAAAAAAGGAACGAGUCUGAGGAGUGUGAAGGAGAAAAUAUGGCAAAAACUUCAAAGCUGGAGAGGUUCUUUGUUCUUAAAGGAGGAAAAGAAGAUCUGGUGGGGCAGCACUGAUGGAAAAAAGAAAAUCCAUUGGACUAUAUGGGAAGCCCUUUAUAAGCCUAAAUGCAAAGGUGGGCUAGGUUUUAAGGACCUGGAAUGUGUAAACCAAAGCUUGCUGGCUAAACAAGCUUGUAGGAUCUUGAAAUUGCCUGAUAACCUGUUGACUAAAGUUUAUAAAUACAGAUACUUUAAAAAUCAGGAUCUCAUGAAAGCUAAGUGUCCAAGAAACAGUUCGUACACCUGGAAGAGUAUUUUAUGGGGUAGACAGAUAAUGGAGGAAGGUACGAGAUGGAGAGUUGGAGAUGAUUCUUUAGUUAAAUCAUUGAUCACGGAUGAGAGGAAGUGGGAUGUGGAGAUGAUUCAGAAUAAGUUUAAUGAGGAGGAUGUGGACUGGAUUUGUAAUAUCCCUUUGGCUAAAACAGAACUGCAUGAUAAUAGGAGAUGGCAUUAUGACAAAUCAGGUUUGUAUAACGUAAGAAGCGGUUACAGAGUUGCUUGGGACUUGAAAAAUCAAGCUUCAAGCUCUGAUGGGACAGAGAUGAUGAGCUGGUGGAAGUUCCUUUCGGGUCUUUCUUUACCUCAAAAAGUGAAAAUCUUCUUGUGGAAGUGUUUUAAUGAUCUCUUACCAGUCAGGGCUGAUUUAAGUAGAAGAGGAAUGAUUGUUGAGAAUUUAUACUCAGGCUGUAAUUGUGCAGGUGAAUCUCAAAUUCAUGCUUUAUGGUUCUGCAGGCAGGCCAGGAAAGCUUGGAAACCUUGGGACAAAAGCCAUCUAUUGUCCCCAGAUCAACAUUGGAGCAUGAAGGAUUUGAUGUACAGGACUUACAAGGAUCUAAAGCAAUCAGAUUUCAACAUUUUUGAAACUAUGAUGUGGUUGAUUUGGCACGAGAGAAAUUGCACGUUCCAUGGCCAAAAGUGCAAACCAAAGGUGUUUCUAGUUCAGUGGUCAGCAAAAUACAUCGAGAACUUCCAGGUUGCAAAGAAGUGGACUACGCCAGAAAAAGAAGAGAACAAAUUCAACACGGGCGUGAUUAUCAGAGAUUGGAGAGGUGAAGCUCAAGCUGCAGGCUGUAAGAAGUAUGAAAAAGCAGUUUCAGUGGAGUUGGGGGAAGCUAUUGCAAUCAGAAAUGGAGUCUGGAAGACCCUUUGGGAAUCCACUAAAUGGGAUAGUGCUUUGAAGAUUAGCACAAACUCUACAAGGAGAUUUCUAAAAGAUAAUCUCAAACUCACAAUGUGCUUUUUCAAGGAUAAACACAAACCUACAAGGAGAUUUCUAAGAGAUAAUCUCAAACUCACAAUGUGCUUUUUCAAGGAUAAACACAAACCUACAAGGGGUGAGUUUUCUCAAAGAUAA